CUGCACCAGAGCUUAUAAACGGGCCACAAGUUAACAAACUCCCCAGAUGUGGUCAGCCGUGAUGGCUCCCUCAGAACACCAAAGGAUACUAAAAGUCUGGAUACUUUUAUUCUUUGUGUUGCACCAAGUGUACUGCCUGCUCCCAGCUCCACAAAAUGUCACCAUUGUCUCCUUUAAUUUGGAGCACAAGCUAAUUUGGAGCCCUGGCCCUGGGACCCCCAUCUUCACCCAUUUCAGGGUGCAGAGCUAUCGUAAGAAAAAGAAACAAUGGGUGUCUCUUCUGAACUGCUCUGAAUUGAGCACAGGCGAGUCAUGUGACUUAACAACCUAUUUCAACAACCCACAUUGCUAUUAUUUCGCCCGAGUGCAAGCAUUCAUUCCAGACCAGGAAUCUAACUGGACCAGUUCGAAACUGUUUUACCCCAUACUGGACAGUAAGAAACCUCUUCCUUUCUCUAUUUUACUCUCUUUCUACCCACCAAAACACCUGAAACAAGAAAUCAGCCUCUCUGCAGGCCUUGAGUCAGCAAUUCUGGGUCCUCCAGUGGUGGAGUGCACAAGCUGUGGAAACUGCCUGCUCCUGCAGCUCAGCCCUCCACCCAGCAGGGGGCACCACAGACAGCUGGAAUUCUUCUUCAGUUCCUACAUUGUUAAUGUCUCCAGGACUAGAGACAAGGCACAGUUUGUUAUAAGGGCAUCCUCUGGAAAGAAUCUUAUCAAUUACCUAGAACCUGGGGUGGAGUACUGCAUCACAGUUCUUCCAGAAACAAACAUGAAUAAGGCUGUUGUUCCCUCUGGACCUCACUGUGCCUACACCAGCCCAGUGCCAGUCAACACAGUGCCUUUGUUUGUGGCUGCACUCUGCACUCUCUUUCUCUUGGUGGCACUGUUCUCUGCAGCCCUGAUCUACAGAGGUCAGCUUGGUGUUCUCGACAAGCUGCAACCAAGAAUAUUGGCUCUCUCUGUAUAUAGAGUGCUUAGGUUUUCCACGGGCUUUGAUGUUUCCUGGACCCCUGAGCAUCACCAACAUCAAAAUGAAAAUGUUUAAUGACCCAGAGAGCUAUGACAGCACCAGGCCAGGUUCUAAAAGUAGAAUAAGAACAUCUUAAACCAAAACAGUAUAAAGAGCCUCUGUGAGACACUUCUAGGACUGGAUGUUCUGCUAGGCUGAUUGGUGAAGAUGCAUGUAGGUACAUGUACACUACCGCUCAAAAGUCUGGGUUCACUGAUUUCAUUCUUAUUAAACAAGUUUCUUUGAAGAUACGUGUAUAAAAUGAUUCUACGAUAAAACUAUUUUCUUACAAUUUCAAACAGGCUGCAGGAACCCGUAGAAAUUAAGACAUUUUUGAUGAUAAAUGGAGCUAUAAAUGAUUUCAUGGUGAUUGAGAAAUCUGUACAGCAUUGAGAAUGACUUUCUAAAGAAACUGAUCUACAGUGCUUCAUAUUUGAAAACCAAAUCUGACUAACAUCUGUUUAUAGUGUUUUUGUGAAGACAAAGUUUCAGUAAACAGAAAAAUUAUAGCUUAUUAUUUAAAAACACCUGCAUAUAAUUUUUUACUAUGUCCUAACUUCAUGUUGUUCCCAAAAUACUGUAAACUGGCCUUCUGUUCUGCUGCUCCUCGCUUAUGGAAUGCUCUCCCUGACCAUCUGAGGGCACCACAGUCGAGUGAGAGUUUUAAAA
This is a messenger RNA of Pygocentrus nattereri (red-bellied piranha), 1681 nucleotides long. RefSeq names its product interferon alpha/beta receptor 2-like. Lineage: Eukaryota; Metazoa; Chordata; Actinopteri; Characiformes; Serrasalmidae. The coding region runs from base 47 to 1048 and encodes 333 amino acids. The transcript is spliced from 7 exons. Gene Ontology annotation, molecular function: protein binding. The record is from RefSeq and is a predicted model, not a curated record.